Messenger RNA from Castor canadensis (American beaver), 1306 nucleotides. Lineage: Eukaryota; Metazoa; Chordata; Mammalia; Rodentia; Castoridae. The record is from RefSeq and is a predicted model, not a curated record.
AUGGGCCCACCUCCAAAUACCACCAACGUGGAUUUGGGGGUUACGUUUCUAACACAUGAACUUUCAGAGGAGAAACAGUCACACUAUACUUUAGGAAAUGAUAUGCCUGCCAUCACACUUGUUAAUACUCCAUCCAUGACCCCUGCUACUUCACCUCCUCCUGCAGCAGCUCUUACCCCAACUUUAUCAGAGAUUUCCACUGAUAAAUUGAAGAUUUCAAACCCAGAGCUUCCCAAGCCAUGGGAUGAUGGAGACCUGCCACUGGACGAAGAGAAUCCUAACUCUCUUGAAGAAGAACUUCUUCACCCAAGAGCUAUUGUAAUGUCUGUGGCUAAGGAUGAAGAACCUGAGAGUGUGGACUUCCCUCCUCAGCCUGCACCUCCAGAAUCAAUUCCCUUUACGCCAUUUCUUGCGGGUACCAAGGCCCCUUCCCCACUUCAUGUGACAAGUUCUGGUUCAUCAACACUGGAGAGUACUUUGAGCGUUACUGUCACUGAAACAGAAACUUUGGAUAGACCCAUCUCUGAAGGAGAGAUUUUAUUUAGCUGUGGUCAAAAAUUGGCUCCCAAAACUUUAGGAAAUGGAGGAUUAUGUCUGACAAACCUAAAUGAUAGCUUAUCCAGCACACUGCAUGAUACCCUUGAAAUGGAAGAUGAUCCUCCCAGUGAAGGACAAGUGAUGAAGAUGUCCCAUAAAAAAUUUCAUGGAGAUGCAAUUCUUUCUCUUCUUAUUAAACAAAACCAGGAAUUAUUAGUUUCACAGCAAGCAGUGUAUCAUUCAGAGGAUUUGGAAAACAGUGUGGGUGAGCUUAGUGAAGGACAAAGACCCGGGCUGACAGCAGCAGCAGAGAACAUCUUAAGGGGGCAGCCUUUGUAUAUGCAGCAGCCGGUUGCUAAUGCAGAGUCUUUGGAUCAACAGUGUGAUCCUAGGCUAUUAUUUCAGCAGUCUGACACAGUUUCAGGUGGUUUGUGUGAAGAUUUGUGUGCUAGUCAUGGUCCAAUGAGCUUGGGAGAGCUGGAGUUGCUGCCAAAUGCAAACCCUGUUCUUCCCACAAUACUUCUUACAACUCAAGAAAAUGAUGUUAAUUUACCAGAAGCAGCUGAAGAUUUUUCUCAGUAUCAACAAAAGCAAGUCCAGGAUGUUAAGCAAGCUGAAUACAAACAAGCUGUACAAAGUCAUUUAAUACAUGUAAGAAAUAAAUGUGACAUUUUACUUUCACAACAAGCAUUAAUUAUACACUGAGAAUGGAGAACCUGGAUUUUUCCCAAGUCUGGCACUAAACACCUCUCACCAAAGUGAAUACGGC